AUGGAAGAUCAGUAUUUGGACUCCCUGCUCGAUGGUCUUGGCACAACCCAGCUUCAGUAUCUGCGACAAAGGAUAGACGAAAGACUAGGAAGACAUGACUUUGCGGGAAGCACUGAAGACCAAGUUCCGUUCGUCACAGAACGUGGCACGUACUACUCUACUGCUUCAACGCUCUAUCCAUCCGGAAGGUCUACGCCGAUAGCAUGCUCGAUAACCAGCGACUGGAAAUCCAACUUUGCUCACCAUGAUAUACCUGACCAUAAUCUGUCACACACGAUCGACCCUUCUCCAUGGCAUUCGCAUACUGUUGCCGACGAUCGGACUCAUCUACGUACGUGUGUUGGUCAAGAGACUCCACACAAGCCUCUCAAUGAAGUCAAGGUCGCUGAAUCGACCUCUAAAAAGUUUUUCUGCACAUUUUGUUUUGAACUAGGCUCUUGGAAAGACUUUGGGACAAAGCACGACUGGAAACGUCACGAGGAAGACUAUCAUGAUGGAACCGGCCUCCAGUGGUUAUGCCAGGUUGUCGGCUGUUCUCAAAUGUUCUCGCGCGGCAUUGACUUCAGGAACCACCUGAAGAAGGGUCACGAGGGUAAGAUGUACCCUCGAGACUGCAAAGAAGUUCGACAAAUAACUCGCAUGUACGCGUGUGGCUUCGACAACUGUAGAGCGCUCAUCACCACUUGGAAACAUCAUUGCGACCAUGUCGCCACACAUAUGGCUGAAGGCGACACGACUUGGACAUAUGACAGAACCAUUAGGAAUCUUCUCAAGCACCGGAAUCUUGCAGCCCAAUGGAAACAGACCUAUGGCACUAUGUGCCCUCAGCUACGGAUUGUUCAACAGGAUCUUAGUUGGGACAUUCAAGCAACACGUUCACUGAGGGAUCAACUGGAAACUCACAGUUUCCAUGUCCACUUAGAGGAGUUCUUGCUCGACCUCUUCUCUCGAGGACUUCCGCCAGCAAGGACAGACGCUCUUGUCGACCACACGCUAGCCUCUGGUCUGACCUCUUCAUCUCUAUACACUGGCCCGCCAAGCAUUCCUCCCAUCCUUCCUUCAUCGAUGGAUUUUGGUCUUGAUCCCUCUUUUGAAAGCUACGGUGUUUCACAGCCCGGGACUACGCAUCCGAGCAACGAUAUUUCGGUACUAGCGCUGAACAACCGUAACAGCGUGGUCAUGGCCGACGCACCGCCCUUCGAUGGAUCCGGUACCUUCAGUACUCCUCCACAUGACCCUUUUGAAGAGGUUCCUCUAAUGGCGACCGAGUUGAUCUCGCUUGGCGGGUUCAUCACCGAGACGAGCCCGACCUACGAUACCUGCUCAACCGGAGCACAGGAGCAUGCGAAUAUCCAGGAUAUCCCCAAGUCUCACUCGCCCCGCGCUCUCGUGACCAAAAGUCGAGAAUGGCUCGCAUCGAAGAAGUCGCAACACUUCCAGCACGGCGUCAUCGACCACCCCGAUGUAUCGCCAAGUAUGCGUCUACCCAGGAGCCCGAGCCGAAAAAGGUCGAUGACGACUGUGCAUCGGGUGCGCGGCGGCCAGUCCUGAAAAUAUUCGACAACGAUAUUUCUGUCACCGAGUUCGACCCCUGCGGU
This is a messenger RNA of Paraphaeosphaeria sporulosa, 1598 nucleotides long. RefSeq lists its product as uncharacterized. The record is from RefSeq and is a predicted model, not a curated record. Bases 1 to 1551 code for a protein of 516 amino acids. Lineage: Eukaryota; Fungi; Ascomycota; Dothideomycetes; Pleosporales; Didymosphaeriaceae. The transcript is spliced from 2 exons.